This is a messenger RNA of Fonsecaea nubica, 2052 nucleotides long. RefSeq lists its product as hypothetical. The transcript is spliced from 5 exons. Gene Ontology annotation, biological process: regulation of DNA-templated transcription. Gene Ontology annotation, cellular component: nucleus. Lineage: Eukaryota; Fungi; Ascomycota; Eurotiomycetes; Chaetothyriales; Herpotrichiellaceae. Gene Ontology annotation, molecular function: transcription cis-regulatory region binding; zinc ion binding; DNA-binding transcription factor activity, RNA polymerase II-specific. Bases 1 to 2052 code for a protein of 683 amino acids. The record is from RefSeq and is a predicted model, not a curated record.
AUGAAUGGAGUCGGCAUCUCUCUAUUAAAGCGUAAGGCCUGCGUGCAAUGCGCAAAGGCUAAAGCGAAGUGUUCCUUCACCAAUGGGCUGCACGCUUGCGACCGAUGUCGAAGGCUGAGGCGGGAUUGUCUCCACGAAGAAGCGCCCCGUCGCCAGAAGGAGAAGCAGUCCACGAGAAUCAAAGCCCUCGAAGAAAAGGUCAGCAGCCUUCUCACACUGCUCACCCAAGACAAGCAGGCUUUGGGAAACACGAAUGCUCCAGUCACAAUAGCCACACCACCCCAUACCGAGGAAGGGACCAGUGAUAAUGUGUCGUCCGCCUCGAUCGGAAAUGUGCAGAACGUCGAGGCCCCCGCCACAUCGACUGCGGAAGAGACCGGGCAAUUCGAUGUUAUUGACAGUGGUGUCUUGACAAUGGCCACAGCCGAUAUCCUCGUCCAGACUUACAAGCAAGUUCACUCCAAGUUCUUCCCUUUUGUCCUCGUCGCUCCGGAAAUCGAUGCUGCUACUUUACGGAGAGACAAGCCAGUGCUCUUCCUGGCCAUAGUGACGGUGUGUCUCGAAGCAGACCACCUUGUUCAAAGACGGCUUGGGGUUGAACUGAAGAAAAUGCUCUCUUCACGAUUGCUGAUUAGGAACGAGAGGAGUAUCGAACUCCUGCAAGCACUGCUCGUGCACCUCGGCUGGAUCCAAUACCACUUCCAUCCCCAGAACAAGCAAACCUAUAUGCUUCUCCAGAUGGCGAUCGGCCUUGUCAUGGACCUUGACCUUGACCGGUGUCCUGCGCACCGUGAUCAGAGAAGGACGACAGCUGAAACCCGAGCCCUGCUGGGCUGCUUCUAUCUUUGUUCUUCGCUGGCAAUGACGCGGAAAGAACUGCUCAUGAGUCAUACUCGCUGGAUCGAUCACUGCUGCGACGUUCUUCAAGUCGAGCAAGAGGCAGCCACCGACAUAGAUGCAACGGCGUUUGUCAGAACCAAAUGCCUAGCACAACGGAUUAGCGAGAGAUUCUCGUAUGGCGACCAUGCUUCCAUUCAAUCUCAGAGCGAUGUUGUGAUAGAGAUGUCACUGAACGGCUUCAAGAAGGAAAUUGCAGAUCUGGAAGCGAAUCCUGCAUUCUCACCUGCACGGGAAAACUAUAUAUUGAUGGCAGAACUGAAAGUAUUGUCCAUCACAAUGUACGAGGUGGCACUCUACCGCGACCUGAGCAGCAGCACGACAUCGCCCUCGAUGAACAAGGUCUCCCAACUCUGGAACCUCUUGGCCUCGACCCGAGCCUUUGUGGACUACUUCCUCAGCGUGCCUGAAGACGCGCUGAGACACCUGCCUGCGGCCUUCUUCUCCUUUGCGGCGUACGCGCUGAUCGUGCUGUCGACGGUGUCACGCCUACCUUCGACCAGUGGGUGGGACAGCGCGAUCGCCAAGCGCGAGGCCGACGUCCUGAACCUGGCGCGGCGCGUCAAGGUCAAAUUCGGCGACGAGCUCACCCGCACGGGUAACAGUGUGGGCACGGACCACAGGGAUGUGUGGGCUUUUUUCGCACGCGGCAUGGGCGGGCUGAUUGCUUGGCACGAGCGGUGCGAGAAGGAGAGUCAAGGAUCAGCGGCGGUGGCAGCAGCAACAGCAGCAGGAGGGGCCGGAGGGGGAGAAGGCGAAGAACCCGAAUACGAGCUCCGAAUCAGCAGACCCGACCAUACCUUGACGGCGAGGUGCGCGAUGGCCGACGUGAUGACCCCGUUCAACACGCUACGGUUCCUCAAGCCCGACGCCGGACCGAAUAGAAUAACCCCAGAUAAUGAGAUCGGGACGCAGCCGACGCCGCAGGGACAUCACACCAUGACUGACCCAGGCAUUAACACCGGCACCGGCGCUGACCACGAUGUAAAUGCGCACACUGCUGCUGAUCUCGGUCCCAGCAACGACACGAUGGACGGCCUCUGGGACGACGAGGUGUGGCAGUCCAUCAUGGACGAGUUUUCCAUGUUCCCGACCACCACGGGCUUUCCCGCCGGAUCCAGUGUGUCUCAUCAGGUCGAGAGACUGCGGAGGUGA